Molecule: messenger RNA, 2665 nt
Organism: Eucalyptus grandis
Lineage: Eukaryota; Viridiplantae; Streptophyta; Magnoliopsida; Myrtales; Myrtaceae
Product: O-fucosyltransferase 16
Exons: 10
Coding region: 460-2190 (576 amino acids)
Source: RefSeq, a predicted model, not a curated record
AAGUGAGGAAAAAGGAUAACGGACGCACCGGAUUCCAGCAACAUCCGCGUCGCCUAGGAAGCUCUCUUUUUUUGGUUGUUGCUGGACAUUACUUUGGAUUAAUUUAACCCCCUCAGCAAUUACUCGCCUCUUGAUCAAAACAGGAUCAGCUCCCCCCCAUCCCAGGCUCGCGCAGAAGGGAAGGAGAAAAGGAAAGACACGAGAGAUUCCUCCGCCUCCGCCGCCGCCGCCCGCGCUCCGCCGCCGUCUCCUCCGCCCGCCGGGGCGCUUCCACCGCGAGCUGACCGCGAGGGGUGUCUCGCGAUCGCCUCGCCGGAGAUCCGUCUCCCGCUCCCCGCCGUCGCCCCUCCGGAGCUCGACGCGCUCGCGUGCAUCUGGGGCUGCUGCGCGAGAGUGAGAGAGAGAGAGAGAGAGAGAGAGAGAGAGAGAGGGACGGGUUCGCCAGCGCCACCGCGGCGCAUGGCGUUGCCGCGGCGGCGCCAUCACUGGUACCACCGGCUCCGGCGGCUCUCUCCGGUGAUCUUCGCCUUCUCCGGCGCUCUCCUCCUCCUCUUCUCCCUCCUCUCCUUCUUCGCCCCUCCUCCCAUCGAGCCGGACCACCGCCGCGCCCGUCCCCAGCAUUCCAAGAUCAGUGAUGGAGUCGACAAUGGGGCCGCCGCUGCGACCGUGUCGUUUCGUGUUCCGAAGAGUGGAGGCAAACUGCAACGCAACAUCUGGAGUUCAAGGAAUGCCGAGUUCUAUUAUAGGUGCAGCAAUGCCAGCACCAAGUUUGCCAGAGCUGCAGCCAUUACCCAGCCCAACCGAUACUUAAUGAUUGCCACUAGUGGAGGCUUGAACCAACAAAGGACCGGGAUUACAGAUUCAGUUGUUGCUGCUCGUAUUCUGAAUGCCACUCUUGUUGUUCCUAAACUAGACCAAAAGUCAUUCUGGAAGGACAGCAGUGACUUCUCGGAUAUAUUUGAUGUUGGUUGGUUCAUCUCAUCUCUUGCAAAUGAUGUGAAAAUAAUAAAGCAGCUUCCUAAGAAGGGAGGAAAACCCUGGGGCUUCCGCUCCAUGCGUGUACCCAGGAAAUGCAGUGAAAGAUGCUAUCACAAUCGUGUACUGCCUGUUCUUUUGAAAAGGCAUGUCGUGCAGCUUAGUAAGUUCGAUUACAGACUCUCAAACAGAUUGGAUACAGGACUGCAGAAACUAAGAUGUAGAGUUAACUAUCAUGCUUUAAAGUUCACCAGUCCUAUAAGCAAGAUGGGUGAUAAGUUGGUGCACCGAAUGAGAAUGAGAAGCAAAAAUUUCAUCGCCCUGCAUUUAAGGUUUGAACCUGAUAUGCUUGCAUUCUCUGGCUGCUAUUAUGGUGGAGGAGAGAAGGAAAUCAAAGAACUUGGUGCAAUUAGAAAAAGGUGGAAGACUUUACAUAUUACUAACCCAGAUAGAGCAAGGAGACAAGGGAAAUGCCCACUCACUCCUGAAGAAAUUGGCCUGAUGCUGAGGGCACUUGGAUAUGGUAGCGAUGUGCACAUCUAUGUGGCAUCUGGUGAAAUAUAUGGAGGGGAAGAGACUCUUGCACCUCUGAAGGCACUCUUCCCCAAUUUCUAUACCAAAGAAACUUUAGCCAGCAAAAAGGAAUUGGACCCAUUUUCUUCAUUUUCCUCUCGUAUGGCCGCACUUGACUUCAUUGUUUGUGAUGAAAGUGAUGUUUUUGUCACCAACAACAAUGGAAAUAUGGCUAAAAUAUUAGCUGGUCGAAGGAGGUAUUUCGGGCAUAAACCUACAAUUCGUCCAAAUGCUAAGAAACUGCAUCGCUUAUUCUCAGCCAAAAAUAACAUGACUUGGGAAGCAUUUGCAUCUAAAGUCCGUAGUUAUCAGAGAGGCUUCAUGGGUGAGCCAAUGGAAGUGAGACCAGGCAGGGGUGAGUUUCAUGAGAACCCAUCCUCCUGCAUCUGUGAGGACUCCGAGGCUAAGGCAAAGAGAGAUUCAAGACCGAGAAAACUCGGGAAAGGUAAGGACACCCCCACGAAAGAUGAGGAUGUCGUAGUUGAUGAUCAGGAUAUAAACGAAGAUCCAGAAUGGUCUGACCCAGACGAUGAGGACAACAGAGAUGGCCUUCAGGAGAAUAAUUUAUUAAAUGGGACACUGUUGGACUACGAUGCCGUCACUUCUGACGAACCUGAGUUGGAAGAUAUGCUUUCAGACUAGUCACGGCAGUCUUGACCACGUUAAUAUUAUGCAAUGGAACCAGACCGAUAUUUUCACCAAAUUCAGUUUUCUCCUGCUCCCUGGAGAUUUUGCAGCUCUGUUGCCAACCUGCUCUACAAGAUGACCCUGUAUAUUAAGAUUAGUGCUGGGAAUCAGCAUUCAUAGGAAAGAUUUCAUGACAGUCACUAGAAGGCACGAGACUUUCUUACCUGAACAGGAGAGAUGGAAGAUGCUCCGUCCAUUUCCGGGGAAUGCGGCGGAGGAUCCGAAUGUGAGUAGCAAGAAGUGUAGAGGACGUGUCGUGAGUAAGGUGGUUCUACAGGAUUUUAUCUUGACAGAACGUUGUUCCUGGAAUUUUCUUUUCCCCGGAAGUAGGUAUUGCGCACAUUCUUUGUCCGAGAGCGAGAAGGGGAAAGAAGCAGCACAUCGCGUCGUUCUCUCUUUUAACAUUUAUUUCCCUUUCUCUGUUAGUUCA